AUGGCGACCGUGUGGCGUUCACAGUGCGCGUUUGCACGUUUUUUUGUCGGAAAAACCGGGCGGAUCCUGAACAAUUCUGCAGAUUUGGGAUCUACACUUGCACCGCAGUUAAUAUCGGUACCUAUCCAACAAAAAUAUUCAACUUAUACACGCUCACCUUUUGUACAUAAAAUAGAAGAACAAUAUGAUUUUGAAGUAGUAAAAAAUCCUCCUGAAUGGAAAUAUGUGGAGCGACUAUUACCGUUCGACACCAUUCCAGAAGUUACUCCAAAAGAAUCAUACCCAUCCGGAUGGGUUCCACCAAAGGAAGAAGCAAAAAAUUUGCCAUACUUUAUACCAAGAACAAAGAACCAUGAAAUUCCAAUAUAUUUAUGUUUAACUCAUAGGGGUAAUAGAAAAAUAUCUAAGAUUAAAAAAAUAGAGGGCGAUAUUUGGCUAAUGAAUGACUUAAUAAAAGAUCAUGUAGCUAAAGUUAGCAAUCGCUAUGUUGAAACUAGGGUCCAUGAAUUGGGAAAAUUUAUUGAAGUUAAAGGUGAUUUUGUAAACGCUUUAAAAGAAUGGGCCUAUUCUCAUGGAUUU
This is a messenger RNA of Brenthis ino (lesser marbled fritillary), 579 nucleotides long. The record is from the annotation of a GenBank genome assembly. Lineage: Eukaryota; Metazoa; Arthropoda; Insecta; Lepidoptera; Nymphalidae.